UCUGACGUUCUCAUACUUAUAUCAAAAUGGAAGGAAAACUUUGCCAAGAAAAGUACGAAUUUAUCUCAUUAAAUGAGUGCGUUGACGCUUUUGAGAAGAUGAAAGAAGGUUUUAAUUCGGGAGAAUUAUGUGACAUAACUCUUAUUGUUGGUGAUAAAAAGAUCCAUGCUCACAAAGUAGUUUUGAGUUCAGUAAGUCCCUAUUUUAAAGCAAUGUUUACCUGUGGUAUGUCUGAGGCUAAUAAAGAUGUAGUCACGAUUAAAGAUGUCGAUGAAGAAAUAUUUCACCUACUUAUUGAAUACAUAUACACCCAUCGAGUGCUAAUUCAACUUGAUAACGUUCAAAGUUUGUUGCAGUGCGCAAAUAUUUUGCAACUUGAUAGUGUUGUCACUGCAUGUUGUAAUUUCAUCUAUAGUCAUCUUAAUAUUUCCAACUGUUUAAGUGUUCGCAAUUUUUUGGAGGCCAACGGUUGUUCUAAAGUAGUUUGCAAAGUCGAUGCAUUUAUAGAGCUUCAUUAUGUUGAGAUAAUAAAAUCGCCUGAAUUUCUUGACAUAAGUUUCAGUCAUUUUAAGCAAUUACUUUCCGGCAGUAAUUUGAAUGUACCAAAUGAGGAGGUUGUUUUCAAAAGUGUCAUCAAAUGGAUCCAUCACUCUAGUACUGAGCGGCACAAUCAUAUUGGUUCAUUGAUGACAUAUGUUCGUCUGCCAAUGCUUCCAGUUUUAUCAUUAAUUUCCAUGGUUGAAAAGGAAGCAUUGAUUUCAAAAGUUAUUGCAUGCCGGGAUCUUAUUGAUGAAGCAAAGAAUUUUCAUUUAUGUCCGGACAAAGUUCCAUCAUCUGCUAGAAUAUUUCCUCGAAAGUCUUAUUCAGGCAUGUUGUUUUCUAUUGGUGGUCGAGGUAAGGGAGGUGAUCCAUUUAGCAAAAUGGAGAUUUUCAAUUGGUUGGAGAACCAUUGGAUAUCCGGCCCCAGAAUGCUGAUGCCUCGACGACAUGUUGCUGCUGCUGAAAUUAAUGGAGUCAUAUAUGCUAUUGGCGGGCACAAUGGAAGCGAGCAUUUAAAUACUGUGGAAAGUUUCGAUCCCAAAGUAGGCUCAUGGGUGCUACGUAAGUCUAUGUCUAUUUGUCGUCGUGGAAUGUCUGUUGGAAUUUUGAAUAACAUGUUGUAUGCUAUUGGUGGUCUUGAUGAAUCAACAUGUUACAAUCGUGUUGAAAGAUAUGACCCUGUGCUUGAUGAAUGGUUAGAAAUGGCCCCGAUGAAACUCCAACGAGGUGGUGUAGGUGCUAUUGCUUUUGAUGGAUUUCUUUAUGCUGUUGGUGGUAAUAAUGGUAGUUGUUCCCUGUCUUCAGUGGAGAAGUAUGACCCACAUCGUAAUUUAUGGUGUGAUGUACCUUCCAUGAAACAAGAAAGGGCUGGUCUUGGAGUGGCUGUCCUAAGUAAUUAUUUGUAUGCUGUUGGCGGCUUUGAUGAUUCACUUCCUUUGCAAUCUGUGGAAAGGUAUGAUAUUCAAACAGACACAUGGAGUAUCAUAUCCACUAUGAACUCUUGUCGAGGUGGUGUUGGAGUUUGUACUAUGGGAAAAAUGAUUUGGGCUGUUGGUGGUCAUGAUGGGAUGAACUAUUUAAAUUCUGUUGAAUACUAUGACAUUUCAACUGGAACAUGGAGUUUAGUUAGUUCCAUGGAGGUUGGUCGUGCUGGUGCUGGUGUAGUGACAUGUCAUUGCGACAUUGACAAGUUUGGUAAAACACAUGUUAUGGCUGAAACUGCAGUCGUAUGAUUAUAAAUUUACUCGCAAACCAUUUGAGUGAUAACUUGAUCAUGGCAUUAUAAGAGGAAAUCUACUUUAAACAUUAUUUAAGAUGCUUCAUUGUAAAUGAUAAUGACGUUGAUAUCAAUUCGAAAUAUUACUUGUAAAUUUUAUCUUGUCUUAUUAAUGUAACUUGUAUCUUGAGUUGACGAGAUGAUGUUUUUGGAAAUAUGUUUUAUCUUAUAUUUCUGUAAAUUCUCGGCUGGAAAAGAUCCUAGCAUUAUUUGCUAGACUUUCGCGGAAACAAUCUUUUGAGAAAAGAUAAAUGUUCCUAAAAUUCCCAAAAACUUUUAAAAAGUGGUUAUAAUUUUUGUUCAAUGUUCUUCGCGUUUGUGUUAUCGUUUCAUUUAAGUUAAUUUACUUUAUUAUUUUUUCAAUUUGCGUAGUCUAAAAUGUAAGAUAUAGUGUUUAGUAACCAGCCAGGUUUAUCGUCAGCUUAUUGUGUUAUAGCCAACAUGUGAAUUUUUUGUAGUUGUUAUUUACAAAAAUUGGCGGACGAUAAAGAGAGUGCAAAGCUCGACAAAAAAGUGUUGGCUGGUUACGUUACUGCGGCUGUAAAUAUUGUCUAGUCUAAUAUAUAAAAUUAAUAAAAAUUCUUUAUCUGUGUGA
Xenia sp. Carnegie-2017 is the source of this 2411-nucleotide messenger RNA. Its product is annotated as kelch-like protein 8. The transcript has 3 exons. Gene Ontology annotation, molecular function: protein binding. Lineage: Eukaryota; Metazoa; Cnidaria; Anthozoa; Malacalcyonacea; Xeniidae. The coding region runs from base 27 to 1772 and encodes 581 amino acids. The record is from RefSeq and is a predicted model, not a curated record.